Molecule: messenger RNA, 1089 nt
Organism: Letharia lupina
Lineage: Eukaryota; Fungi; Ascomycota; Lecanoromycetes; Lecanorales; Parmeliaceae
Exons: 3
Coding region: 1-1089 (362 amino acids)
Biological process (GO): transmembrane transport
Cellular component (GO): fungal-type vacuole membrane
Molecular function (GO): transmembrane transporter activity
Source: RefSeq, a predicted model, not a curated record
AUGACUGACCCCAAAAGCUGCCAAAACAUCAGCCUUCUGAACAGCUUUGGCGUCUACCAAGCGUACUAUUCCCCCGCCUUUCUAAGCAACAAGUCUUCGUCGGCAAUAUCAUGGGUUUGCACGAUUGAAGCUUUCCUCCUGGAGAUCAUAGGAGUGAUCAUCGGCCCUAUCUUUGACCGUGGCUACUUCCACACACUCGUCGUCUUAACGCAGGGGGGUUGCGUGGGUCUUGGCAGUGGUUUGAUCUUCGUGCCGAGUGUAGCCGUGGGGACUGCUGCGUUUAGUGAGAAGCGUGCGAUUGCGGUGGGCAUUGCUUCGUCGGCUUCGAAUCUAGGUGGUAUCAUAUAUCCCAUCACAUUCCGUCAGCUGCAACCCAGAGUCGGAUUUGCGUGGGCCACGCGAACAAUCGCGUUCAUAGCCCUUAGGACAUUCAUCAUCUCGUUCGCGGCACUGCGCGACCAUAAAGUCGCCGGCAAGGAGCCACGCGCACUGAUCGAUGUCCGAGCUUUCCGUGAGCUCCCUUUCAUGAUAUACCUACUAGCCCUCUUUGGUCUAUACGCCGGAUACUUCGUCCCGCUCUUUUACGUCGCCACAUACGCUUCCACCCAUCUGUAUACCACCUCGGAUUUUGCUUUCUACCUCACCGCCGUCACGACCGCCGGCGCUUUCAUCGGAAGGCUCUUUCCAGGUUUGUUCCUAAAGCCCUUCGCUGCCAUCGAGACCCUCGUGCUGGCAUCGGCAGCAGCAGAGAUCUCGGUGCUCGCGUGGGUGGGCGUCUACAACCUCGCGGGCAUCAUCGUCUUCUGUGUCGUGUUUCGCUUGCUAUCUGGAAUCAUCAUCACACUGACGACCGUCAUGGUCCCUGUGCUAUCGCCCGGAACGCUACAGGGUAAGGUGGGGACGAGGCUGGGCAUGGCAUAUGCGGGAUGCGGGAUGGGGGUUCUCAUAUGUAGUCCGAUCGCUGGAGCGGCUUCGCGUACGACGGUUGGAGACUUCCGCGGAGCCCAAAUCUGGGGCGGUGCGACGCUGUUGCCGGGCUCGGCUUUGUUGGUGUAUCCUUGGUCAAUCGUGAAGAGAAGGAAAGAGUGA